GCCUACAUAUUUUUUGUAUUAUGUAGUAGGGCCAUAUGUAAAUUGCACCCCAAAGAUUUUGGGCGUAUACUGAGAAAUCUGUUCUCGACACUUUCGGUCGGCAGAGGCGGGCACGAGGUAAUUUCUACUAGUCGCAAGCUUGCGGAGAACACACGGAGCAGUACGGGACUGUGAAGCACACGAUCCGGUUGAAAAUGUAAUUGCUUCUGGUGUCAAGUUAACUAGAGCUAACUAUAGUAGGAGACUACUUAAGUGUAGUCUUUAGGUUGGGUCUGUCAGUGCCAACCCAACCCGUUACUUCUAACUGUGCUAGCCAGCUCGCUAGCUGAUGAUCUACUUCAACUGGGCCCGACUCCGUCUCUUCACCGGGAACAUGUAUUAGACAACGUGCAAGAAGAGCUGCUCCAAAUUCUUCAGUCCAUUGUUGUUGAAACGAUGGAGAAUGUGCCUAUGGACUAACCCUUGUACGCUAGGUAGCUAGCUAGCUGGCCCAUCAGCUGGCGCAACAUAUCAAUUAUUCUGAAUGACUGCGACUACAGUUCACUUGGGAUUACUUUAACCUGCGGGAUACCUAACUAAUCGCAGGGACAGGCUGUGUCUGUCCGUCAGACCGUGGACGCGAUGGGGGAGACCAGUCUCAAUGACUCAAAUGUGAAGGUUGCUGUCCGUGUUCGUCCUAUGAACAGGAGAGAAAAGGACCUAAACACAAAGUGUGUGGUGGAGAUGGACAAGAACCAGACCAUUCUUCAUCCUGCUGGAGGCAACCUGAGCAAAGGAGACUCCAGGAGCCAGUCCAAGGUGUUUGCCUAUGACUACUGUUUCUGGUCCAUGGAUGAGUCGGAGAAGGACAAGUUUGCCGGUCAAGAUGUGGUGUUCCAGUGCCUUGGAGAGAGUCUUCUACACAACGCCUUCCAGGGCUACAACGCCUGCAUCUUUGCCUAUGGACAGACCGGUUCGGGGAAGUCGUUCACCAUGAUGGGGUCUGUGGACCAGCCCGGCCUCAUCCCUCGUCUGUGUAGUUCCCUGUUUGAGAGGACCCUGCUGGAGCAGAGGGAGGAGGAAAGCUUCACUGUGGAGGUCUCCUACAUGGAGAUCUACAACGAGAAGGUCCGAGACCUCCUCGACCCCAAGGGGAGUAGACAGGCCCUAAGAGUGAGGGAACACAAGGUGCUGGGGCCCUAUGUGGAUGGACUGUCACGUCUGGCUGUUGCUAGCUACAAGGACAUAGAGUCUCUGAUGUCUGAAGGAAACAAGUCUCGUACGGUUGCAGCGACCAACAUGAACGAGGAGAGCAGCAGAUCUCAUGCCGUCUUCAACAUCAUCCUCACACAUACACUCAAAGAUCUGCAGUCUGGGACAAGUGGAGAGAAGGUGAGCAAGCUCAGUCUGGUGGACCUGGCUGGCAGUGAGAGAGCUGCCAAGACCGGAGCAGCAGGGGACAGACUGAAGGAAGGGAGCAACAUCAACAAGUCCUUGACCACACUGGGUUUGGUCAUCUCUGCCCUGGCUGACCAGGGAGCAGGGAAGAACAAGACUAAGUUUGUUCCUUAUAGAGACUCAGUACUCACCUGGCUACUAAAGGACAGUCUGGGCGGCAACAGCCGCACGGCGAUGGUUGCUACUGUGAGCCCCGCGGCGGACAACUACGACGAGACGCUGUCGACCUUGCGCUACGCCGACCGGGCUAAGAGCAUUGUCAACCACGCUGUGGUCAACGAGGAUCCCAAUGCUCGCAUCAUCCGAGAGUUAAGGGAGGAGGUGGAAAAGCUGCGAGACCAGCUCACGCAGGCAGAGUCUAUGAAGGCCCCAGAGCUAAAGGAACGUCUGGAGGAGUCUGAGAAGCUGAUCCAGGAGAUGACCGUCACUUGGGAGGAGAAACUCAGGAAGACUGAGGAGAUUGCACAGGAGCGUCAGAAGCAGCUAGAGAGUCUGGGCAUCUCUCUGCAGUCAUCUGGCAUCAAAGUAGGAGAGGACAAAUGCUUCCUGGUCAACCUGAAUGCUGACCCUGCCCUCAACGAGCUUCUGGUCUACUACCUGAAGGAGCACACCAAGGUGGGUUCAGCUGACUCUCAGGACAUUCAACUGUGUGGGAUGGGCAUCCAGGCCGAACACUGCAUCAUUGACAUUUCUGGUGAUGCAGGAGUGAUCCUCACGCCCCAUCGCAACUCCAGGACUUGUGUCAACGGCUCCCCCGUCACCAGCCCUCUGCAGCUCCAUCAUGGAGAUCGCAUCCUGUGGGGGAACAACCACUUUUUCAGGAUCAACCUGCCCAAGCGUCGGUCCAGGGCCGGGGGCGAGGAAGAGGAUGGGGAGGGGGGACCGAUGAAGAACAGCAGUAGCAGUGAACAGCUGGAUGCAGAUGGAGACUCCAACAGCGAGGUAUCCAGCGAAGUCAGCUUCUCCUACGAGUUCGCCCAGACCGAGGUUAUGAUGAAGGCUCUCGGCAACAAUGACCCCAUGCAGGCGGUGCUGCAGUCACUGGGAAGGCAGCAUGAGGAGGAGAAACGCUCUGCGCUGGAGAGACAGAGGCUGAUGUACGAGCAGGAGCUCCAGCAGCUACGCAGACGCCUACAUCCGGGACAGGGACAGGGUCAGGCAGGCCAGGGCCAGGGCCCGGCAGGCCAGCAGCAGCCGCAGUACCGCAGCCUGGAGAGGCUCAGCAUGGGGGGCAUGUCCAGCUCCCCCAGCGCCCAAAGCAGGCUGCGCCAGUGGAGCGAGGAGAGGGAGGCGGUGUUGACGCGGAGCCUGAGGAAGUUGAGGGAGCAGAUUGUCAGAGCCAACCUGCUGGUCCAGGAGGCCGGCUUCAUCGCUGAGGAGCUUGACAAACGCACAGAGUACAGAGUCACCCUGCAGAUCCCUGCUGCCAACCUCAACGCCAACCGAAAGCGUGACGCGGUGCUGAGCGAGCCCGCGGUGCAGGUGAGGAGGAAGGGCAAGGGCAAGCAGAUCUGGGCCCUGGAGAAGAUGGAGAACCGGCUGGUGGACAUGAAGGAGCUCUACCAGGAGUGGAAGGACUACGACGAUGACAAUCCUGUGAUGCGUUCCUACUUCAAGCGGGCCGAUCCUUUCUUUGACGAGCAGGAGAACCACAGUCUGAUAGGCGUGGCCAACGUCUUCCUGUCAUGCCUCUUCUAUGACGUCAAGCUUCAGUAUGCAGUACCCAUCAUCAACCAGAAGGGAGAGGUGGCAGGGCGUCUCCAUGUGGAGGUGGUACGUGUAGGCGGGGGCUUUGAGGAGGGCAUGGCCGGGGGGGAUGACAGCGAGAGCAGCCCCGAUGGUGAGGCUCAGGAACGCAAACUGGUCUGCAUGAUCAAGAUCCUCCAGGCCACAGGUCUUCCCCAGUACCUGUCCAACUUUGUGUUCUGCCAGUACUCCUUCUGGGACCAAUCAGAGCCCAUCAUCGUGGCGCCCGAGGUCGAUCCUUUUGCCUCCUCCCCCAGCAGCAAGGAUCCUCACUGCAUGGUGGUUUUCGACAGCUGCAAGGAGCUGGCUGUGGCUGUGACAGAGGACUUCAUUGAGUACCUGACGGAGGGGGCGGUGGCCAUCGAGGUGUUUGGCCAUAGACAGGCGGACCCAGGCAGGAACCCUGCGCUCUGGGACCUCAGCAUCAUCCAGGCCAAGACUCGCACGCUGAGAGACAGGUGGGGAGAGGUAACACGGAGGCUGGAGAUGUGGGUUCAGAUCUUGGAGAUCAACGAGAAUGGAGACUUCAUGCCUGUCGAGGUGCUUCCUGCCAGGGACGUACGCACAGGGGGCAUCUUCCAGCUACGACAGGGCCAGUCCCGUCGUAUCCAGGUGGAGGUGAGGUCAGUGCAGGAUUCGGGCACCAUGCCCCUGAUAGCAGAGGUACUGCUGGCUGUGUCUGUGGGCUGUGUGGAGAUCAGACAGGCCAAGCCCCCCAGGGCCAACGAGCCCAUCCACAUUGAGGGAGAUGAGAUGGACAGCUACCAGGAGCGUGAUUUGGAGCGCCUGCGUCGCCAGUGGCUGACAGCCCUCACUAAGAGACAAGAAUACCUAGACCAACACCUGCAGAGUCUGGUCAGCAAAGCAGAGAAGACCGAAGAUGACAUGGAGCGAGAAGCCCAGCUGCUGGAGUGGCGUCUGACCCUGACGGAGGAGAGGAACGCUGUCAUGGUGCCAUCUGCUGGUAGUGGCAUACCUGGAGCCCCCGCUGAGUGGGUUCCUUUGCCAGGCAUGGAGACCCACACCCCGGUGCUGUUUCUGGAUCUCAGUGCGGAUGACUUCAGCUCCCAAGAGGCACUGGAGGCGCCCGAGGCAGGAGGCUGGGACGCUACGCUGAGCGGCGAGGACGAGGAUGACUUCUUUGACCUGCAGAUCGUCAAACACUACGACGGGGAGGUGAAGGCAGAAGCGUCCUGGGACUCCACGGUUCAUGAGUCUCCCCAGCUGAGCAGAGGCGGGGUGUGGCCUGAGCAGCGUGUGUACCUGACGGUACGAGCCGUGGUACAGCUCAGCCACCCGGCUGACAUGCAGCUGGUCCUCAGGAAACGCAUCUGCGUCAACCUCAACCCUGGACGCCAGGGCUUUGCUCAGAACUUUCUGAAGAGGAUGACCACGCGCAGCACCAUCCCUGGCUGUGGGGUCACCUUCGAGGUGGUCUCCAACAUCCCUGGGGAUGCCCAGGGUUCGGAGGACAGGGAGAUGCUGGCUCGUCUCGCCGCCAGCUCAGACAACCCCAAGUCAGCUGACAGCGAGGCAGCCAUCGAGAAGUACCUCCGCAGUGUGCUGGCUGUGGAGAACAUCUUGACCCUGGACCGGCUUCGACAGGAGGUGGCGGUUAAGGAACACCUGGCAGGCAAAGGGAAGGGGAACAGACGCAGUCUCAGCUCCCCCAGUGUCCACCGGCUUUCAGGCAGCAGACAAGACCUGUCUUCUAACUGUAUACUGGAUGACAAUAAGAGUCGCUGGGAGAGUCAACAGGAUAUCUUCAUGCCCUCCCAGUUCAGCCGAACUUUACCUCGGCCGUCUCCCUCCUCCUCCCCCACCCCCUCUCCCGCAACCCCCUCUCAGAACCAGGAUCCGGAGCAAGGUCGUUCAGGGCUUGCUGCCUCUUAUCUUUCAGUCAGAGCCCUGGUCCCCCAGAUGCCCAAGUUGCUCAAGUCUCUGUUCCCUGCCCGGGAGGAUAAGAAGGAGCUCCGCCCCUCACCCCACUCUCAGCAGCACACGCCACGCAUCAUCAUGCAGAGUUCUGGACUGGAGGACAGCCGGAUCAGGAUGGAACCGGUUGCUAUGGUAGGGAGGAACCUGAUCCCGGCCCUGACCAAUGACAGACAGUGGGAUUCCCCGGAAGCCCCCCCUUUUCCUCCACCUGUUCCAUCCAUGCAUGAUCCGCAUGACACAACCCUCAGCCCCCUCAGUCAAUCCUCCAGCGGCUACUUCUCCACUAGCGUUUCCACGGCAACCUUGUCUGACACAUCUGCUGUUGUUAGCGACUCGGCUCCCCUUGACCCCUCCCCCGCCAAGCUAGAGGCCAGCGGCCCUGAAACUACAUUACCCAGAAACCCCCAGCAGCGAGCUGACCGGAACGGUCUUCUGGCCUCUUCUCAGUACGAAGCCAAAAUGGCCAUCACUGGUUCUCCAGCAUCCCAGAAUCCCUCCAACCACAGCAGCAGUUUAGGACAAAGGCUGGUGAACUCCUUUCAGCCUGCCCCUGUGGAUGAGGGGGUAUUUGGAGGAAGAGGAAGAGACAGCCUUGAGCGCCUGGAGAUCAUCUUGGAUGAUGAGGACGGUGGUCGGGAUUACACACUACCUGAUUGGCUAAUAGAGGGAGCCUGUGUUACCGUGGGAGCAAAUAAGGGCGGCACUGUUCGUUAUCUUGGAAAUACAGAGUUCGCUCACGGAGUGUGGGUCGGAGUGGAACUGGACUUGCCUUCAGGUAAGAACGACGGAUCUGUAGGCGGGCAUCACUACUUCCACUGUAAACCUGGCUUUGGAGUGCUGGUUCGCCCAGACCGGGUGUUUCGGCGGGAGCGAUCCAAACAGAACCCUGAGAACAGGCACAUCGGGGAGUUUUAUGCCCCGGGACAGCCGGUUUUGCGGAGGGAGUCCAUGGGGGCAGGAAAGAGGGGGGAGAACCGCAAGUCUUGGAGCAACUAAGAAAAACUGGCACACACCCCUAUCUUGGGUUGGAGAAAAACGACAAACCAUACAUAUCCCUAUCUGGUGAAGGAAACUACAAUCCCUACACAUCCCUUUCUUGUGAUGGGAAAACUACAAACCCCUUUAAACCCCUGUCACUCCCUCGUAUUCCAGCCCAUUAACUAUGCAACUCUCCUCUUGCUUUUUUGUACCUACUACUUUUUAAAAGAUGCACUAGGAUGGUGUCCCUUGCGUGGUGAAAAGGGCACAGUCCCCGAGUGCUGUUGCUGUCUGUAUGACAUGGCUCAGCAAGAACAGGGACACUUGACAGAUAGAGAUAACUUCUCUUAUCGUAGAGGUUCAGUUGAACCCAAAUAAACAGGACAUAAAUGUAGUUUCUUUUGACUAUUCCUACAUUCCUCUGACCCCUCCUCCUGUUUAAACUACCCCUCACUUUUAACUAGGACUAUCAUUACUAUUGAUAUUAUUAUGGGUCCUUUUUGUGGACUGACUUUCCCCCCAUGAUGUGGAGUCAUUCAUCUGAAGUGAUGUAUGGAUUCUUCCAGAAUGUGCCUUCAUGGAUGAGUUUCUAUUUCUGUGUUUUUGUCUUUGUGUGCUUUUUAAAAUCAUGUCCAUCCUGCCACUCUAGGUUACAAUGAGAAUGCCUUAAGUAAGUGUGAGGUGAUCUCAGGGACUGCUAAAAGGAUGUUUGUCUGUGCAGUGGGAGAUAACUAGUUUUGUCAACAACAAAAUAUAUAUUAUUUUGUUACUGAUUUGAAGGUCAAGCUUGUUAAAGGGUAGGACCACAGAUUCAGGUUAGAGAUAAUCUUGUAGGAGAGUUAAACUGUAGUAUUUUACUGUUGAGGAUUAGACAAGUAGUUGUAGUCUGGGUGAGAGACUGUAUUGUUUUUAUUGUUGAAGAUUAGAGAUACUGUUGUGGGAGAGAGUGUAAUGUUGUGGAGAAUAAAAAUAUUGCACUGGAGAGAAAGUCAUGUUAGCAUGGGUGGCUAGGCUACCUGUCCCAUCAGGCAGGCUAGUUGAGAGAGAG
This is a messenger RNA of Hypomesus transpacificus, 7147 nucleotides long. It is a transcript of the gene kif13ba, whose product is annotated as kinesin family member 13Ba. The transcript is spliced from 42 exons. The record is from RefSeq and is a predicted model, not a curated record. Lineage: Eukaryota; Metazoa; Chordata; Actinopteri; Osmeriformes; Osmeridae. Bases 622 to 6117 code for a protein of 1831 amino acids. Gene Ontology annotation, molecular function: microtubule motor activity; cell adhesion molecule binding; microtubule binding. Gene Ontology annotation, cellular component: adherens junction. Gene Ontology annotation, biological process: microtubule-based movement; regulation of protein localization.